This is a messenger RNA of Chiroxiphia lanceolata (lance-tailed manakin), 1262 nucleotides long. It is a transcript of the gene CCDC92B, whose product is annotated as coiled-coil domain containing 92B. The transcript has 4 exons. The record is from RefSeq and is a predicted model, not a curated record. NCBI's taxonomy places the organism in Eukaryota, Metazoa, Chordata, Aves, Passeriformes, Pipridae. Bases 1 to 903 code for a protein of 300 amino acids.
AUGACGCCCAGCGGGCGCCCCGCCGGGCCCCGCCGCUCCCCCCAGGCCUGGACCGUGAAUUUGGUUACGAUGGAGACAGUGUCCCUGGAGCACCAGAUCCAGAGCGUGCAGCGGCACAUCGCUUUCCUAAAGAAGGAGCAGAUGGAGCUGCUUCAUGACCUGCACCUGGAGAUCCUCCGCUUGCAGAAGCACUGCUCAGAGCUCACCCAUGACCUGGAAAUGAAAGAGCUGGAGGCUCGCCAGCAAGAUGUCCUGGACCGGGAGCUGGAGGAGAAGUGCCGGGCGAUGGAGGCCCAGCUGCAGGAGAAGGAGAAGGACAACCUGGAGCUGCGCAAGGAGCUGCAGCACAAGGAGACGCUGGUGGCUGCGCUGCGCUCCAGCCUCCGCAGCAAGGAGCGCCGGUUCCUGGAGGAGCUGAAGCGUCGGAGCCACCGCGUCACCAUCCUCGACACGGAGCUGCAGAAGCAGACGGAGGCGGCCGCCUACCUCUCCUUGCAGCUGCACGCCACGGCCCAGCGCCUGCCGGGCCCCCGGGCGGGCGGGCGGCCGCCCCCCGAGCAGCCCCCGGCCGAGGGGAGGCCCCGGCGCCGCGGCCACAGAGCGCCCGCCCGGCGCCCGCCCGGGGACGGCGGCCGGCCCAGGGACCCGGUGCCGGAGGAGCACGACGCCAUGCCCGACCCGGCCCUCUUCCUCUACACGUCGCGGCCCCGCGCCCCGCAGCGCCUGUCCCCGGAGCCCCCCGAGCCCCCCGCCCAGCCCCGCGGCCCGGCCGGCAACGCCCGGGGGCAGAGGCCGCCCCGGCAGCCCCCGCAGGACCCGGCGGCCAGGGCCAGGUCGGCCAAGGGCGAGCCCGGAAAGAGGCAGGGGGCCGGUGCCCACGGUGCCCCCCGGGCCCAGGAAUAGGCCCAGGAAUAGGGGACAGCGUGGCCCGACCGGCCGGGAAGGCCUGAGCCUGGCAGCACCGGGGCGGGCGCCGGCCAAGGUUCUUUUUCCCGUCCCCUCGGGGGGGAAGGGGCAGCAGAAAGCGGCCGCCCUGCAUGCACCUCCCACCCACAGGACACCGGGGGGACUCCUCUGCCCGAAGGGUCUGAGCCGAGGGUGGCACCAGCAAAGCUGCGGGACGGGGAAGCACCCACCACCUGGGCUGUGGAGGGGACGUGGUCCAGCGCCUGUCCAGAGCUUCCAAGGAAAGAAGGAGAGAGAGAAAGAAAAGGAGAAAGAGAGAGAGAAAAAAGAAAGAAAAGAAAAGAAAGAAAGAAAGA